Molecule: messenger RNA, 2991 nt
Organism: Exophiala dermatitidis NIH/UT8656
Lineage: Eukaryota; Fungi; Ascomycota; Eurotiomycetes; Chaetothyriales; Herpotrichiellaceae
Exons: 2
Coding region: 1-2991 (996 amino acids)
Biological process (GO): DNA-templated transcription; regulation of transcription by RNA polymerase II
Cellular component (GO): chromatin
Molecular function (GO): RNA polymerase II cis-regulatory region sequence-specific DNA binding; zinc ion binding; DNA-binding transcription factor activity, RNA polymerase II-specific
Source: RefSeq, a predicted model, not a curated record
AUGUCCGACCCUAAGAGACCGCGCCUCGACGACUCGGCGAUGUCGCCCAACAUGAACCAGCAGUCUGAAAGCGGGUUCAGUGGGCCUUCGGAACGACGUCGCUCAAGUAGGAGUGAUCCUCGCCGCCGAUUCGAGUGCACAUAUCCUGGCUGUGGGAAGGAUUAUUCACGCGCAGAGCACCUGAUUCGCCAUCAGCUAAACCAUAACCCAAAAGAGAUCUACAAGUGUGACUAUCCAGGUUGUACGCGGAGGUUUGUGCGACAGGACCUUUGCAUUCGUCACCGAGAACGGCAUGACGGACGAUCAAAGUCGCAAACGAGAAGACAGUCGUCGUCUGGCCAUAACGGACCACUAUCGCCUAGGUCGUCUGUGAGCGACGAGGCCAUGAAUGACCAGGCUUCACCUACAUCAAACACGCUGCAUUCCCCAGCCUUGGCGCGAACGUCUUUCUCAACAGCCUCUCCACUCAAACCUACGGAUCUACAAGCAAUCAUUCAACAAUCGAGGCCGGAGUCGAACGGCAUCAAUGGUCACAGUUCUUCACAGAAUUUUUUGCCUGCUCGUACGGCCUCCGUCCAGCACAUGCUGGAUUCGGCUCCGCAGCAGACGUCUGCAUCAACCGGCGACUAUGCCAUGCCCCAUAUGCCCAACGAGUCCAAUCUAUCUCUUCAACGAACAAACAGUAUACCAGAAAGUGUCUUUGGUAAUUUCGAUCCCGGAAUGCUGGCCAAAUCGACACCAUCGACAAACGCCAACAUAGUCCCCACGUCGAGCAAUCAGCAGACACAGGACCUGUCCACCACUACGACGUAUUCUAUACCCAGUCUGGGCGAGCAGCAGCCCUUCAACGACUCACCCAUAUCAGUCCGAGACGAAUUCACCGCGUGGUUAUUCGAAGAUGCCGGCGGGAUGCACACGACCGCAUUCGCCCUUCCCGGCGCCGGUGGGAUCGGCUUUCCAACAGCGGCCGAUAGCUUCGGCAAUGCCAUAUAUCCCAACUAUUUCGCCGACCCUGCGCUGGAAAAUGCAUAUCCGGGCAUGGUGCAGCAGCGGUCGACGGAGUCAGUGAGCAAAGGACCCGAGCUGGCCCUUGCCGGCGACAGCAAUCUAUUGUCACAUACCAAGCGGAAAUCGUUGGUUUCUCUAAUGGAAUAUCGAUUCAACGAAGGAGACAAUCCAUUUGUCAGACAGUUGCGCGAAGAAAUCUUCCAGGGCAACAUUGAUGCCGAGGACCAUGUCCUCAGCAUCCGGUCGAUGCGACACUACAUUGGCUCAUACUGGUAUCACUUCCAUGCCCAGAUGCCAAUACUACAUCAACCGACCUUUUCGGCGGACGACAUUCACGAAUACUUACUGCUGGCCGUGAUGGCCAUUGGAGCGGCGUACCUGAAUAGAGCACACGGGCGAGCCGUGACCGAUGCAGCCGCUCGGCUGGCUACAUUUAUUGCCUGGCACCUGCGAUGGCAGGUAUUUAUGCACAACGACUUCCACCCACCAGCUAAACUGUGGGUGUUUCAGACAUUGUUGUUGUUAGAGGUAUACGAGACGAUGAAUGCCAACCGACUGCUUCAUGAACGGUCGCACAUCCACUACGCAACGACCAUCAACCUGAUGAGACGAGGCACGAACUUGAUCGAGACAGCAGCCAGCCACCAGGAUUCUUCACGCGUGCCCUCGACGCCCGACGAAUGGUGGAGUCGCUGGAUCACGGCCGAAGCUACGCGGCGAGCGGCCUACGCGGCAUUUUAUCUCGAUGCGGUGCACGCGACCAUGUUUGGGCACGCGGCGAUGAUGGUCGUGCACGAGAUCCGACUGCCUCUGCCGUGCGACGACGCCCUCUGGUCAGCGACGUCUGCUGCCGAAGUCGGCCGGGUCGAGGCCAGCUUAUAUGCCAACGGAAUCAAACCGACGACGUUCCUGGACGGCCUCAAAAAGACCCUGAUCGGUCGUAAAGUCCGGACCAACAAUUUCGGCCGCAUGAUCCUCAUGGCCGGUCUGCUUUCUGUUUCAUGGCACAUGCACCAGCGAGAUCUGCAGGUGUCUAGCUUGGGAGUGUCACAGACCAUGGGUGUUCCUGACGGGUGGAGGAAUCCACUGACCAAAGCGUUUGAUUUCUGGAAGCGCGAUUUUGACGAGAGUGUCGAACAUAUGAGACGGGCGGCGCUGCCCUGGCAGAAGAACGAGACUGUGGCUGGAGACGAGGACAUGGCCAAGACGGCCGACGUGCUUCACCAUCUCAGUCACAUGGCCAUGCAUGUGGAUGUCAUGGAACUUCAGAUCUUUGCCGGAAUCAAGCAGCUGUUUGGCCGGUCUGUGUCCAAUGCCGAUUACGAGAGAGUCAAAUGUAAGGUGUUUGACUGGGCCAAGGGCAGCAGUGCUAAGAUUGGCGUGUGGCAUGCCUUGCAGCUACUUCGGUCGGUGCUGCUGUCGUCGACAUCACCGCCCAAUGUUUCAAGGAAGCUGUAUAAUGCCCGUGAUGAUCAUUUGAUGGUCCGGCCGUGGUCGCUGUACUACGCUGCGCUGGUGGUUUGGUCGUAUGGAUUUGCUCUGGAUGGUGUUCUUCGUCCGUUUCCGAGUUUGUUGCUUCAGCCUCCGGCGACGGCGACUGGAGGGAGUUUCGGCGGGUCAGGUGUAGGCUCGGGGCCAGCCGCAUCUCCCAGCGCCGCAUCGGUGCUCUCCCACGCCAGCAGUUCCAACACCAACCACUCGUCAAUGCUCAACAUGACUUCUUCGGCCCACGAUGGCGGCAGCGGUGUCGAUUACCACGUCGACGCGGUGGUCAAGGACGCCCAGGCGUUUCUGCAGACUGUCGGCGCAGCCAAGUCGCCGCAGCAGCUUGAUGCCAUCAAGGACGGUAGGAACAAUGUCGUUGGCGUCUUGGUCAUUCUAGAGGCCGCGUUCCGUGACUCCAGGUGGGAACUGUUGCAUGAAGCGGCGGAUUUGUUGCAUAAUGGGAUCGUGUUGCUGAGGGGGGCGAGUCGGUCACGAUAA